Messenger RNA from Trichophyton verrucosum HKI 0517, 678 nucleotides. RefSeq lists its product as uncharacterized. Bases 1 to 678 code for a protein of 225 amino acids. The transcript has 2 exons. The record is from RefSeq and is a predicted model, not a curated record. Lineage: Eukaryota; Fungi; Ascomycota; Eurotiomycetes; Onygenales; Arthrodermataceae.
AUGGACCGUCUCUCUGACGAAUUGCUCCUGCGCAUCUUCCGCCUAGCCGCUGACUUCCCCCUUGGUGAUGGUGAUGACCGUUUGAGCACAUGGCAGGCCAUCACGGAGACGGAAAACUUCAGUGCUUGCUCUCUAAGCGAUGGUGAGAUAGGCCGUUUUGCAGAGAUGCUGCGCCGCGUCCCUGCUAGACGUAAAGCGCUUCGGAAGGUCCAUUUCAUGGUAGUAGACCUCGGUGAACCGGAAGUACACGUGAGUUGGGAUGAUGAUUGCUACGACGGUGAAGAUGAGGCAGAGGAGAGCUCAGUCUUCACCGUGGCGGUAUUCCAGCUGUUCGAUGCUCUGGGCCAGGGGGACACAAGCACCUAUGCGCCGCUAAGUUUGGUGUUUGACAUCGACACCGAAACGCAUCUGAACGGCUAUGGCGAGCGUUGCUUGAGGCUUGUUUCCCUCCAUGGGGAUCAGAGGGCUCUAUCAACUCUUCACAAUGUGGUCUUAAUCUCAAUUGCACACCCGAGUCGAAAGGUCCAUCCUGCUGCAAUGGCAACGAUAUUGGCAGCUUUGUCCAGUGUAAAGACCGUUGAUAUACCAUUUGAAUCCAAAGGUCCCCAGUCCAAAACAUUGCGACUGUCAAGGACCCCGCGUAUCCACGGUAUGUAUACUGAAAACUACCGCUUUUAA